This is a messenger RNA of Gracilinanus agilis (Agile Gracile Mouse Opossum), 2804 nucleotides long. RefSeq names its product tRNA selenocysteine 1 associated protein 1 (gene TRNAU1AP). The coding region runs from base 145 to 1098 and encodes 317 amino acids. The record is from RefSeq and is a predicted model, not a curated record. NCBI's taxonomy places the organism in Eukaryota, Metazoa, Chordata, Mammalia, Didelphimorphia, Didelphidae. Gene Ontology annotation, molecular function: tRNA binding. Gene Ontology annotation, cellular component: nucleus. Gene Ontology annotation, biological process: selenocysteine incorporation. The transcript is spliced from 9 exons.
UGAUGUUUUAAAUCAAAAAUUAAAAAGAAUUCAAAUCAGUUAAUCAAUCAAUCAUUAAUUAUUCCUAGAAUUACCAGCCUAGUCCUUACCCCACUGGCAACCAUCUUCCUCCCACCCACUCAAGUCAAGCCCCGCCCCACACCCAUGAUGGCCCCUCCCACCGGUGUAUCCAAGCCAGGCUCCGGCUUCCCAACGCGCAUCCUCGUUAACACUUCCCGGGCUCUCCCACCAGGAAAUGGAAGCCUGGACCCGCCCCUAAAGCUGGAGCCCUACAUGGAUGAAAACUUCAUCUCCAGAGCCUUUGCCACCAUGGGAGAGACCGUUCUGAGUGUUAAAAUCAUCCGAAACCGGCUCACUGGGAUCCCUGCUGGCUACUGCUUUGUGGAAUUUGCCGAUCUGGCCACAGCUGAGAAGUGUUUGCAUAAAAUAAAUGGAAAACCCCUCCCUGGAGCCACACCAGCCAAACGUUUUAAACUGAACUACGCCACUUAUGGGAAACAGCCAGACAACAGCCCCGAGUACUCGCUCUUCGUAAGGGACCUCAGCCCGGAUGUGGACGAUGGCAUGCUUUAUGAAUUCUUUGUCAAAGUCUAUCCCUCGUGUCGAGGAGGCAAGGUGGUCCUGGACCAGGCAGGAAUCUCUAAGGGUUAUGGCUUCGUGAAGUUCACUGAUGAGCUGGAACAGAAGCGGGCCCUGACCGAGUGCCAAGGGGCAGUGGGACUGGGCUCAAAGCCAAUGCGCCUGAGUGUGGCCAUUCCCAAGGCGAACAGGGUGAAACCAAUGGAAUACAGCCAGAUGUAUAGCUACAGCCUCAACCAGUAUUAUCAGCAGUACCAAAACUACUACGCGCAGUGGGGCUACGACCAGAACACCGGCAGCUACAGCUACAGCUAUCCGCAGUAUGGCUACACCCAGAGCACCAUGCAGACAUAUGAAGAAGUUGGUGAUGAUGCGUUAGAAGACCCUACGCCCCAGCUGGAUGUGAAUGAAGCCAACAAGGAGUUCAUGGAACAGAGUGAGGAGCUCUAUGAUGCUUUAAUGAAUUGUCAUUGGCAGCCUUUGGACACUGUCUCCUCAGAGAUCCCCCCUGUCAUGUAGCCUGGCUGGGAACCCAGCUUGGCACCUCAACAUGGACUAUGGAAGAAGAGACCCACCCAGAGGGACAUUGGGAACUUUUAACCUUUUUGAAAUGUAAUUUAUAAAAUUUUAAUUAAAAUAUUUGCUCAAAUAGCAGACAUAUUCCAACUGAGAUCAGAGGGAUGGCAUUAGACCUGAGGGAGUCUCACACCCUUCUAGUGGCUGGUCCUAGGCUUUGCUGGUAGAACAAAAACUCACGGAUUAAGAUCUCUUCCAUUUUGGAAUACCUGACAAUGUUCUUUGUUCAUGAAGCACAUCCUCAUUUGGGAGGGGCUCCCCAACAGGACUCCUUAUGGGACUGUGGCUCAAUUAACACUAAAAGUAGUUCCUACUAAAGAACCCAGAAUUGGGGUAAUGACAGGGAUCUAACCACCUCCAUUCAAAUUCCACAUUACACCAGACUUCCCCCCACAAAGUAUGGCUAACUUUGCUUGUUGGCUCCACUGAAACACUUAGUACCAGCUUUCACAGGGGAAACACUCAAGACAUUGCAUUUUUUUUAUUCCAGCACUUUCCCAGGAACCAACAGUAUGAAUUCACAAGUCAUGAUCUUUCAGGCAAUGCCCUCCCCAUAUUCAAAAUCCAAUGUGAUUUGAUUCAGUCUCAAAUUUCUUAUCAAAAAGUGGGGAGAGGACAUCUAGGUAUCUCAGUGGAUUGAUUCAGGACUAGGUGGUCCUGGGUUCAAAUGUGGCCUCGGAUACUUCCUUAGCUGUGACUGGGUUAAGUCACAACCCCAGCCCCCCAUUGCCUAGCCCAUAACACUCUUGCCUUGGAACUUGCUGGUUGCUGGGCAGAGUAGCACCAACUCUCGAUAGCUACCUUCUACUCCCACUUCUGGCUUUUCAGAUACGGUGAUUUGUGACCACUCUCUUCCCCCACUUUUCAGUCCACAAAGCCAAGCACAUCUUCUGCGAUUUAGAUAACCCUAUUGAGAAAUUUUGAUGGGAUGUAACCCAUUCUCUUGCUCCAAAAUCUUAAAAAGUUGCCCCAAGGAAUCAGCUCUUUGAAAAGAUUUUCAUUGCCUUAGACCUUCCCUGGCCCUUCUCAGAUAAGUUAAAUUCUGUUUAUUAAAUAAUUCCAAGUCUGUCCCUCUGGGCAAGAUGUCAAACUUGGAUUGUUUCUAGUCUCCUCAAUAAACUGAUUAUUUUCCCUCUUGGAAAAGUUCCAAAAGAAUGUGUCCUUGAAGGUAGGAUGUUACAAAACAAAUUACUCUUAAGCAAGGUAUAGGUUCCUACUAGGAAGGAAUUCUUUGUUUAGGCUUUCCAGGUCCCCCGCUGAAAAUGGUUUGAGUCUUAGUAUGUAGGAUGGCCUGAUCACCUUGGAGAUGACUUGUGAUCUCUCAAUGGCAGAAUUGGGAUUGCCCUUUCAGCUUCAUCUUUCUUCCCCUCCUAUCUUUGUCUGAUUUUGCAUCCUCUAUGUGUUAUUUGCUUUGAUAUCCCUUUCCUUAGCUAGUUGUUUAACCCCCUGCUUUAAUUGUUCAAUUCUUUCACUACCAGCAUCAUUCUUCUUAGCUUUUUUCCUGAGAUUUCUUAAAUGCAUAGUUCAACUGGAUCAUGAAAAAACAAAACACCCCAAUCAUCUCAGGAAUGCAAGAAACAACCCUGUCCAUUCUUAUUUUCAACCAUUUUAUUUAUUUGUUUGGUGUGCCCUUAACUUCUGUGUAUUGG